CGUGAGGGGGGCGAGUCACGCGAUUUCCGGGAACCCGUCAGGAAGGACAUAAACAAAACAAACCCGAGGCAGCAUGGAGAGGGGCCGUGGCCCCUGCAGCGGAACCGGACCGAGUCCCUGAGCCGCUCCUACACCCACAGACCACAUCGCACAGAGUUACUGAAAAAUAAAAGUGGUGAUCUAAGCAGUUGAGUUGGAAGCACUCUGGGGAAACCUGCUGUUUAUUGUGAAAAUCAUCUUUGGUCUUGGAAUUAAAAGGAAAGCUGGAAAGGAAUUUACAAACAAGAAAAAAAAGAAGUUUGGAAUCGGAUUCACAAGAUCUGGGCUUGGAAAUGCCUCAGCCUAGUGUAAGCGGAAUGGAUCCGCCUUUUGGGGAUGCCUUUCGAAGCCACACCUUUUCGGAACAAACUCUGAUGAGCACAGAUCUCUUAGCAAACAGUUCAGAUCCAGAUUUCAUGUAUGAACUGGAUAGAGAGAUGAACUACCAACAGAAUCCUAGAGACAACUUUCUUUCUUUGGAGGAUUGCAAAGACAUUGAAAAUCUGGAGUCUUUCACAGAUGUCCUGGAUAAUGAGGGUGCUUUAACCUCAAACUGGGAACAGUGGGAUACAUACUGUGAAGACUUAACAAAGUAUACCAAACUAACCAACUGUGACAUCUGGGGAACAAAAGAAGUGGAUUACUUGGGUCUUGAUGACUUUUCUAGUCCUUACCAAGAUGAAGAGGUUAUAAGUAAAACUCCAACUUUAGCUCAACUUAAUAGUGAGGACUCACAGUCCGUUUCUGAUUCCCUUUAUUACCCAGAUUCACUUUUUAGUGUCAAACAAAAUCCCUUACCCUCUUCAUUUCCUGGUAAAAAGAUCACAAGCAGAGCAGCUGCUCCUGUGUGUUCUUCUAAGACUCUGCAGGCUGAGGUCCCUUUGUCAGACUGUGUCCAGAAAGCAAGUAAACCCACUUCAAGCACACAGAUCAUGGUGAAGACCAACAUGUAUCAUAAUGAAAAGGUGAACUUUCAUGUUGAAUGUAAAGACUAUGUAAAAAAGGCAAAAGUAAAGAUCAACCCAGUGCAGCAGAGCCGACCCUUGUUGAGCCAGGUUCACAAAGAUGCAGCAAAGGAGAACACCUGCUACUGUGGUGCAGUAGCAAAGAGACAAGAGAAGAAAGGGAUGGAGCCUCUUCAAGGUCAUGUCACUCCCGCUUUGCCUUUUAAAGAAACCCAGGAACUGUUACUCAGUCCCCUGCCCCAGGAAGGUCCUGGAUCAAUCGCAGCAGGAGAGAGUAGCAGCCUUUCUGCCAGUACAUCAGUCUCAGAUUCAUCCCAGAAAAAAGAAGAGCACAAUUAUUCUCUUUUUGUCUCUGACAACUUGAGUGAACAUCCAACCAAAUGCAGUCCUGAAGAAGAUGAGGAAGAUGAGGAAGAUAUUGAUGAUGAGGACCAUGAUGAAGGAUUUGGCAGUGAGCAUGAACUGUCUGAAAAUGAGGAGGAGGAAGAAGAAGAAGAGGAUUAUGAAGAUGACAAGGACGAUGAUAUUAGUGAUACUUUCUCUGAACCAGGCUAUGAAAAUGAUUCUGUAGAAGACUUGAAGGAGAUGACUUCAAUAUCGUCACGGAAGAGAGGUAAAAGAAGAUACUUCUGGGAGUAUAGUGAACAACUUACACCAUCACAGCAAGAGAGAAUGCUGAGACCAUCUGAGUGGAACCGGGAUACCUUGCCAAGCAAUAUGUAUCAGAAAAAUGGCUUGCAUCAUGGAAAAUAUGCAGUAAAGAAGUCACGGAGAACUGAUGUAGAAGACCUGACUCCAAAUCCUAAAAAACUGCUCCAGAUAGGCAGUGAACUUCGGAAGCUGAAUAAGGUGAUUAGUGACCUGACUCCAGUCAGUGAGCUUCCCUUAACAGCCCGGCCAAGGUCAAGGAAGGAAAAAAAUAAGCUGGCUUCCAGAGCUUGUCGGUUAAAGAAGAAAGCCCAAUAUGAAGCUAAUAAAGUGAAAUUAUGGGGCCUCAACACAGAAUAUGAUAAUUUAUUGUUUGUAAUCAACUCCAUCAAGCAAGAGAUUGUAAAUCGGGUACAGAAUCCAAGAGAGGAGAGAGGACCCAACAUGGGGCAGAAGCUUGAAAUCCUCAUUAAAGAUACUCUUGGUCUACCAGUUGCUGGGCAAACGUCAGAAUUUGUUAACCAAGUAUUAGAGAAGACUGCAGAAGGGAAUCCCACUGGAGGCCUUGUGGGAUUAAGGAUACCAACAUCAAAGGUGUAAUCAGUCUCAUUGGACCACUGGUGGGAGAAGGCAGAGCACAGACAGGCUUGCAAGUUGGAAGUAUAUGAAGUCUUGACAGAGUGUGUCUGGUAAAUUGAAAAGUGUUUCAAACUAUGGCAGUUUUGCAAUCAGGUGAAGAUUGCCUCAUGAUAUUCAGCUGAUAAGGUUUAUAAAAUUGCCCCUUUCUAGCUGCUCUGUUAGGAAUUCUGGUUUUUGAUACCUUUUUCCUGUCUGCAAACCAGAAUUUGAUUUUUUGGUCUUGCAUUUCAAAAAAAAGACUUUGAAUCUGUUUAGUAGAUUCCAUAUCCUUGAGUUUCAGUGUUUUAUAUGUACUACUUAAGUUAAAUAGUUAAAAGCUUUUAAAUAGUUGAGCUUUUUAAUGUUGACACUUUAUUUUGUACCUAUUUAUAUAUGUAUGUAUAUCUUAGAAAAGCACUUUGUUAAAAAAAGUUGCAUUUUAUAUGAUUCCUGCCAUUUGCUGCUAAAUCUGGGCUGGUCAGAAUGCUGCAGCGAUACUUGAUCUAAAUAAAAACCUGGCAGUAAAAUGUAGAGUGAAAGUUAAAUCCUCUUGCUGUUUUAACUUUAUCAUAAAGAUGACAUAGGCAAGCUGUGCAGCUUUACAUUUUAACCAGGGGACUCUGUGGCAUUUAAAACCGUCUAGAAAUGGUUGUACUUUAAUGCCAGUAAUAAUCUGCUUCCUCUAUUGUCAUUAAAAUAUAUAUGUUUAGUGUAUCACACAAACAAAUCAUAUAAGGGUAAUGUAAAAACCCCAACAGUUGUACAUGUUCUGUUUUUGAAAAUUGUGGCAUGUAUUUUUGAGUGAAGAUCGUUAGAGAAGAGUUCUCUAAAGGUUUUCUGUGUUCAUACAUGGUAUACAGAUAGCUCAUAAUGAAGUCCAGAAUCUUACUUUAAGUGAAGGCAUUGUGAAUUCACCUCAAGUAAACCCAUUAUUCCAAAGCAAUUAUAAACUUUGACUCUAGUACUACUAUGAUUUAAAAAAAAAAAAAAAAAGGAAACUUUUUUUCCUAGUUUCAGAUACACUGGAUUCUUUAUAGAGUUUGUCUCCAUAUGAAAGCAUGCUGUCCAGUCGCUCUUGUUAAGAUUUUGUCUGAGUUUUGAAUUGGGUGUCACACUUUUUCAGUCAAUAUAAUUGCUUGUUCUACUGUACCAUGUAUGAUUCUUGUCCUUUCCUAUAUCCUUCAUGACAGAUUAUGAUGUGGCUUUAUAUUGUGCCUUACUUGUACAUUUAAAACUAAACAUCUUCAUUCCCUUUCACUUCCUACAUCUUUAACUUUGACCUUUUGGUAAGAGAAUCAGAACUAUUACAAAAGCAUCAUGAAGGAUUUCAGAUGGGUAUGGUUUCAAAUUCCCUCUCUUUAUAGUUAUUUUAUAUUUGUAUGAAAGACCAGUUUUGGAUGGUCUUUGAAUAUGAGGGGGAAAGAUUAGCAGUAAUUUCACUACAUCCCCUUUCUCUGACUUUCGUGAAUUUCUCAUACAUCUUCUUUCUGAUGCUUGACUUUAUUUGCUUCCUAGCAAUAGUCUGCAUUUAAAGAAAGGUGUGUUCAGUUCAUCAGCUUGAAAUUGACUAUUUCAUUUUUCCAGGAUUUUUUAGGAGAAGAGUGCCCAUUUUGUUUGUUUUAUAAAAACAGAUGACAAGUCUCUUUAAAAGAAACCGAAGUACAGUACUUUUGAAAUACAAUGCUGUUAGUUUGAAUUUCUUUUUAUAUAUAUAUAUAUAUAUAUAUAUUCAUACAAUGAUCUGAUGUUUGCCUUCAUUAAUAAAGCUGUUAGUUUAUUCACCAAAAUGUCAAGAAUGGAUGUGCUUUUCUUUAUUCCAUACAUUCAAAAAAAUUUAGCUGCUAAGAUUUAGUUAAUGUUCUAAGAAAUGAAUUCAAGUUGCCUUCAGCAGGAAUUAACAAAAACUUAUGUUCCCUUUCUUUAUAUAGUUUCCUAAAAUUCUGUUCAAGUGUUUUCUAGUUAAUUAUGUAACAGAAUGUUAGCAUCUCUCCAUAUCUUGAAACUUGAAUUUUGAGAAUGCAUUGAAUUAUGCUUUCAGUGUUAAAGUAAAAGGUUUCAAUUAUCCUUCUAGUGAAGUCUGUUGUGGAAUACCGUUUCCCAUGGAACUGAGGCCACUUCCACAACUUUGCACAGAACUGCAGUCUUGUUCUUCCCUUGGAUCAUGACAAAUAAGUCUCACACAGUGCCGUAAUACUUGUGGAUUCUUUUGUAAUCUUUGUAAUCUUAAUAAGGGCAUUAUGCGAAGACGACUCCAUGUUUUUUUAAUAUUUCAAACACAUUGGGAUGUAACAAUGAAUGUCAACUGUAGGAAUGGUUGUUUCGUUUUAAGGAAUAAGCCUGUUGGGGAAAGAUGAUGAAAAUGUACUACUGAAAGUUAUACACUUCCAUAGGCAAGUGGGAUUAUGUGUUGAAGCAUGAUCCUCACGCUUAAUAAACUGACUGAAAUUGUAGAAAUUACACUUAGGAACUGAGCUAGGCCAAAUUGCCAUUUUUGUUUAGAUAAGAGAGGUUUGGAGGUAGUAGUGAGGGAAUAGAACCUCAAAACUACUUCCAAACAGUAUUUUGGAAUUGAAGACUUGGUGACUAGUGAAGAACAUCAAAGUUGGGUAUUUCAAUGUGCCAAGUUUGGGUGAACUAGGUUCAGUUUGCCUCUUUCAUAACAAUGUAAACACAAUGGUGUAGUUAAUUAAAUUCUGGGUGGAUAGGAGCAGGACUGAUUACUAUGUCUUGCCCUUCGCCCUUUGUUUUUCUCAGAACCAAAUAACAGAAAUGUGUAUGUGUGUACUGUAUCUGCCUUUCCAUCAUAUUUUUAUGACACUGUAUUCCACUGCCUGCUUUUUUACCUUUCCCCAGGAUUUGUCCUAUAGCUUAGCAUUAUGGUUGACAGCAAUACUGGCGCUGACAGCACAGAAGUCACAAGAGAAGUGUGGAAGGGCAAGAAUUCAAAGCAUUUGUUCACACAAUGUGGCAACCUCUUUUGCAUAGUUGCGUAGGAUCCUGUUUGUAAUGCUAUCAUAAAUAUUCUGUAGUUUUUUUUCCCCUCUCUCCCAGCUGGAGCUAUGACACUUUUUAUUGGAUUCAGUCUUGUCUCUUGUCUAGAAAGAAUUUUAUCUUGUUGACGCAUGAGCUGUUUAAAAAGUAUUCUAUUGAAUGUUGGUUAAUAGUUGUGCAGUUUUUCAUUUCAGAAGGAAAGGCAAUGCAAAUUUUGCCUUUGUUUUCUGUCACCUUCCAACCCCUGAGCACUUCUAGUCAGAUACAGAUUCAUCAGUGUAUGCAACAUCCUUUGUAAUUUAAAAUAAAAAAAAUGAAAAGAAAA
Molecule: messenger RNA, 5586 nt
Organism: Callithrix jacchus (white-tufted-ear marmoset)
Lineage: Eukaryota; Metazoa; Chordata; Mammalia; Primates; Cebidae
Gene: CREBRF
Product: CREB3 regulatory factor
Biological process (GO): regulation of transcription by RNA polymerase II; response to unfolded protein
Cellular component (GO): nucleus
Molecular function (GO): RNA polymerase II transcription regulatory region sequence-specific DNA binding; DNA-binding transcription factor activity, RNA polymerase II-specific
Source: RefSeq, a predicted model, not a curated record